AUGAUAUCCACGAUGAGCACCAACAAAAAUGGUUUGUCUGACGGAAAAGACGAAGAUGCUGUUGAAGAUGAACACAAGGUCGGUUUCACCAGUAGUAGCAGUGGCGCUUUAGGCGGAGGAGAUGCGGGCUUGAAUCCAGGGAGGCCUUCGGAAGAAGCUAGGGUUUCUGGUGGAAGUGCGGGUAAAUCAGAGCAAGCUACGUUUUCUGAUGUUUUGAAUGAAUCUCGAGUAACCAAUGUGAAAAAUGAAGAAAAUAAAUCUGUUGAUGCGUAUAGAGUUUCGGAAAAUCAGGAUAGUUGUUCUAUUCCGACUGAUUCUUGGGACGAUAAGAAUAAGAUGCCUAUUGGUAUGGAAGCAGAUUAUGAUUCUCUUCUCUCGGGAUUUGACGAGUUUGUGGCGAAUGGAAAUGGAGAAGCCGUCGGCAAUGGGUACCAAGUUGGUGACAUGGUGUGGGGCAAAGUAAAAUCCCACCCGUGGUGGCCUGGAUUUAUACACAAUGAAGCCUUUGCUACGCCUUCUGUUCGGAGAACCAAACAUGAGGGCCAUGUGUUGGUGGCAUUUUUCGGGGAUGGGAAAGUGGAGAGAGGGGUAAAGGAGAAGAGGAGAAACCUUCACCAAGGAAGGAGCAAGCCUUCACUAAGGAAACCAAAGGAAGGAGAAGAAGCCCUCACCGGUGGCGGAGGGAAGAGGAACCUUCACAGAGAGAGGAAGGACUAA
This is a messenger RNA of Fraxinus pennsylvanica, 717 nucleotides long. The record is from the annotation of a GenBank genome assembly. Lineage: Eukaryota; Viridiplantae; Streptophyta; Magnoliopsida; Lamiales; Oleaceae.